AUGUAAUCUUAAUGUGUAAAAUCUAAUGGAAGUAUACUUCUAGAUUACUUCAAGGGUCUUGGUUAAGAGGAUUGGAAUAUCAAUUUGACUCAGUAUUCAAAACUAGUCGAUUUUAGAUUAACUUAGAAUGUGAUAACAUUUGCUGAAGUGCAAGACUUUUAUGCAAUUGAGCAUUAAAAGUAAGAGUAAAACAUUAUGUAGGAAUUUCCUUUAAAUGCAUUCAUAAACAUAAUGGACAGACCAAGAAUGGAAAAUAUUGAUUUGGUUAGUGAUAUCAUAUUGUACAAUUCAUAAAUUGAAUCUUUUAAAAAUGGUAAUGAAAUAUUGAUAUUUAGAAUGAUUGGGAGAUGAUUGAGAAGUUGAUAAAAUUCAAAAAUGGUUUAAAUUGUUAAUAUAAAUGGCUAUGUCAUGUAAUUGGAAGAGAGGAUAGAUUAUAAUGGUCUUAGGAAGAAGAGUAAAUGUUAAAAGAGGAAGUAGAAAAUAGCAAGAAUUUGAAAUGGCAUGAAAUACAAUUUUAGAUAUUUAUGAAAUCAAAUGGAAGAUAUUUUAAGAAAGCAAAAUAAUGUAGAGAGAGAUGGAACAAUUAUUUAGAUCCUUAAAUAAAUAGGUAAAAUAAAAGAGAGUUCUUUAUUUAGGAAUAAUUGGAAACCAGAAGAAGAUUUAUGUUUAAUGAAGCUAGCAUAAUCUGAAGGUAUGAAAUGGUCUAAGAUUUCAUAUAAAAUGAAAAAUAGAACAGAGAAUUAAGUUAAAAAUAGGUUUAAGAGUCUAAUAAAUAAGGAAACAAAGGGAAAUUAAUAAUAGUUAGAAAUAGGUGUGUUGAUAAAUAAUAUAAUACAAAAAUUAGUACUUUCAUAAUUUAAUAAUACUGGUGUUUGUAUGCAAGAUGAAAAACCAUAAAAAGUAAUCUGUUUAGAAAGGAAUAUAAAUUACUUAUAAUAACAAUAAUAUUUAAUAUAGUAAUAUCAGUAUUAUUUGGCAUAGUAGCAAUAUUAAAUGUGUUAUAGUUAUUAUUAAGGUGAGUAAUGUGUAAAAAGUGAAGAUUGUUAAUCCUAGAAGAUGUCCAGAUCAAAUAGCUUUUGUGGCUUAUUAGAUAAAUUAUCAUUAGAUUCUAAGUCUUUGACUCAAGAAUUAAAUAAAUAAUAUGCAUAGGAAAUUGAAGUUCCAAUAAAUAAUAUCACAAAAUCAUAAUAAUUAAUUACUAUUCCUAAUUUUAUAACAGAUAAUUAAGGGAAAGUCAAAUCAAAAAAACAAAGAUUCAAGUUUUCUUCUGGAGAUUAAUGA
Paramecium primaurelia is the source of this 1281-nucleotide messenger RNA. The record is from the annotation of a GenBank genome assembly. Lineage: Eukaryota; Ciliophora; Oligohymenophorea; Peniculida; Parameciidae.